This is a messenger RNA of Musca vetustissima, 1275 nucleotides long. RefSeq lists its product as uncharacterized. The record is from RefSeq and is a predicted model, not a curated record. Bases 1 to 1275 code for a protein of 424 amino acids. NCBI's taxonomy places the organism in Eukaryota, Metazoa, Arthropoda, Insecta, Diptera, Muscidae. The transcript has 2 exons.
AUGUGUGAAAACAAUGUAUGGCAAGCUCCGCAAUGGCUAAGCAGGGAAUAUUUACAAGAAAUCAUUAAGGAUUAUCUCAAGGAUAACACCGUGCUUAUUACGAAUGUGGAUAUCCGACCGGCUACGGCAAAUGGUGAAAAUUAUGCCAGUGUUAUGAGUCGCAUAAAAAUAUCAUUCACAAGGAAACGAAGUGCGAAACCCGAAACCUUAUCCUUUAUCAUGAAAUAUUCCUAUGAAAAUGAUCCGGUGGUAUCGAAAAUAAUGUCCGGUUAUGACAUUUACAAUACGGAAAUGAAAAUGUAUGAACAAAUCCUACCAAAAUUAGCCGAAAUCCUCAAGGAAUCUGGUGAUACGGAAAAGUUAUUUGCCCAAACCCUUAAAGUUGAUUAUGAACGUUCCACCAUUAUUUUUGAAGAUCUCACGGUGGAGGGUUAUGAAAUGGCUGAUCGCAAGCGAGGUUUAGAUUUUCCUCACAUCCAAAUAUGUCUGAAGAAGUUGGCGAAGUUCCAUGCGGCCGCUGCUGUUUUAAAUGAACGUCAAGGUGGAAUAUUGGAAAAAUUCGAUCAUGGCAUGUUUAAUCGCCAUACCAAAGGUUUUGGCUGUGUUUUCGAAUAUUUCACUAAGGAGGGGGCACACUUUGCCAAAAACUGCCCCGAAUUGGGUGAAUAUUAUUCGGAGAAGUUAUUGAAAUUAACACCCAGCAUUGUGGAUUAUUGCAUCAAGGCAUACGCACCAAGUCCAUGGAAUUUCUAUAGUCUAAAUCAUGGUGAUUUGUGGACCAACAACGUAAUGAUGUUAUAUGACAAGUCGAGAGGCGAUAAGGAGUUGUCCCUGAAGGAUAUAAUGUUUAUUGAUUUUCAAUUGUGUAAUUGGUCAUCGGUGGCAGUUGAUUUGCAUUAUCUCUUCAAUACUUCUUUGGAAUCCCAGUUAUUGAUGGAAAAUGAUACCGAGGAAAAGUUAAUUCAAUAUUAUCAUUCGGUUCUAAGUGAUACCCUUAAUAAAUUGAAUUAUCAGGGUCACAUACCCAGUCUACAUGAAAUAUCUGUGCAAUUGGAAGAAAGUCGUAUAUUAGCUUUAAUUGGUAUCUUGGCCCAUCGUUCCAUUAUGACAACCAGUAACAGUGAAGAUGCCGAUAUCCACAGCCUGCUGGAUGAUAAUGAAAGAGCCCGCAAAUUCCGCCGCACAUGUUUCACGGCCAAUAAAGAAUUCCAAAGUGUCCUGAAGAAAAUGUUACCAAUAUUUGAUCGCCGUGGAUUGCUUGAUUUACAGAAAUGA